GAACAGCGGAGCAUUUUAGAUGAGGCAGACAUUGUGCAUUAUGUGAGCUGAUAUUUGAGGAGUACAGACUUCCACUUGAUACAUCCUUUACAAAAUCAAAGAGCCAUCAUCGUUCUUCUUUGGAUUUUCAUCCCGUGUAUUGCCUCGAGUCUGGUGCUGGGAUUUCUGUGAGAAAAGAAUUUCCGUGUUUUUUCUUGGACCAUGGCUCUUGGAUUAUCGUCCUACAGUCGCUGCGUGAAAUGGCGCUCUGGUUGCGGACAAAACUGGCAGCUUUUCCUUUUCCUCUUUUACCUCAGCCAUGUGGUCAGCGGACAUAUACGAUAUUCAAUCCCAGAGGAGAUGAAGAAAGGCUCCCUCAUCGGUAAUGUAGCACAGGAUCUCGGUUUGGAUCUAAAACGUCUUCGUAGUGGUCGGGCCCGUAUCGUGACCGGAGAAAGCAUCCAGUACACCGAGCUGAAGACAGACAAAGGGACUCUGGUCGUGAAUGAGAGGAUAGACAGGGAGCAGCUCUGUGGAGACACGACUCCGUGUAGCUUCAGCUUCGAGGUGAUUUUAGAAAACCCGAUGGAGCUCCAUCAAAUAACAGUGGAAAUCACAGACAUAAAUGAUCACGCACCAAGUUUUAAACGAGAUAAAAUCCAUUUUGAAAUUAGCGAAACAGCAAAUACUGGCGCUCGCUUUCCGUUGACUAGUGCAGAAGACCAAGAUGUGGGAGUCAAUGGACUCAGAGAAUAUUUCCUGACCGAGAAUGAGAAUUUUGCUCUGAAACAAAACUCAAAUGCAGACGGUAAGAAAUAUGCAGAGAUGGUGUUACAGAAGCCUUUAGACAGGGAGACAAAUCCCAGCCUGUCUCUAAAGCUGAUAGCUGUAGAUGGUGGAAGUCCGCAGAGGUCUGGUACUGUAAAUAUAGAUAUUACUGUUCUGGAUGUCAAUGAUAAUGCACCUGUAUUUAAUCAAUCCGUGUACAAAGCUACAGUGAUGGAAAAUUCACCUAAAGAUACCUAUGUAACUACUGUUAAUGCUAGCGACGCAGAUUUUGGUUCAAAUAGUGUUAUUGGAUACUAUUUUUCAGAACAUAGCAGUGAUCUCAGUGAUUUGUUCACAAUAGAUGAAAAAUCUGGAAUAAUUUUAGUGAAAGGUUCUAUUGAUUAUGAAAAAGAUAAGAAAUUUGAACUUGGGCUUGCGGCAAAAGAUCAGGGAGGUUUGACAGAUUCAUGUAAAGUAAUAAUCGAAGUAAUUGAUGUGAAUGACAACAAACCCACUGUUAGCGUGAUGUCCUUCACUAGUCCUGUGUCAGAGGAUUCUCCUCCAGGUACAACUAUUGGCAUUAUUAAUGUUAAAGAUCUUGAUUCAGGUGAUAAUGGACUUGUUAACUGUAGAAUUGAACAAAAUGCACCUUUCAAGAUUAAAUCUAAUUUAAGGAAUUACUACACUUUGGUCACAGAUACUGUAUUAGAUCGUGAAAGUGUUUCAGAGUAUAACAUCACUGUAGUAGCGACAGAUGCAGGUCUUCCCCCUCUCACCACAAAACGAACUUUUCAUUUGAAGGUCUCUGAUGUGAACGAUAAUGCUCCUGUGUUUCCAAAAGUUAGUUAUAGUGCGUUUAUUACAGAGAAUAACUCUCCAGGAGUGUCUGUUGUCACACUGAGGGCAGAAGAUCCGGACGAGAACCAAAACUCCAGAAUAUCGUAUAUCCUAGUAGACACUAAUAUCGGCGGGGCUCCAGUGUCUGAUUAUGUCUCAGUAAAUGCAGAAAGCGGGGUAGUGCACUCUGUGCGCUCGUUUGAUUAUGAGCAAAUUAAACAGCUGGUUUUCGUGGUCAAAGCUCAGGAUGGAGGCUCCCCUCCACUCAGCAGCAACGUGACAGUGAAACUAAUAAUCCAGGACCAGAACGACAACCCCCCUCAGGUGCUCUACCCGGUCCAGACUGGUGGUUCUCUGGUGGCUGAGAUGGUUCCUCGUGCAGCAGAUGUGGGCUAUCUGGUGACUAAAGUGGUUGCUGUGGAUGUGGACUCUGGACAGAAUGCCUGGCUGUCGUAUAAACUGCAGAAAGCCACAGACAGGGCGCUGUUUGAAGUGGGCUUACAGAAUGGAGAAAUCCGAACUAUCCGCCAAGUGAGUGAUAAAGAUGCUGUGAAACAAAGACUGACUGUGAUAGUGGAGGACAACGGGCAGCCGUCUCGUUCAGCUACAGUCAUUGUGAACGUGGCGGUGGCGGACAGCUUCCCUGAAGUGCUGUCAGAGUUCACUGACUUUACACACGACAAGGAGUACAAUGACAACCUGACUUUUUACUUAGUGCUGGCUUUGGCUGUAGUGUCCUUCCUCUUCAUCACGUGUUUGGUGGUCAUUAUAUCAGUGAAAAUCUACAGAUGGAGACAGUCUCGUAUCCUGUAUCACUCCAGUCUUCCAGUGAUUCCCUAUUAUCCUCCACGUUACUCAGACACUCUGGGCACAGGGACUCUUCCACACGUGUACAAUUACGAGGUGUGCAGGACGACUGACUCGAGAAAGAGUGACUGUAAGUUCGGCAGAGCUGGUAGUCAGAACGUGCUGAUAAUGGACCCCAGUUCUACAGGGACCAUGCAGAGGAUUCAGAGUGAGAAGAGCAUCCUGGAUGAACCAGACUCUCCUCUCGAGGUCAGUAUCUAAACUGAGUUUUUCCUUUUGAGUCUCCUCUGGGUAGUUCGGCCGUCCAACAACUGGAAGGUUGGAGGUUCGAUUCCCCCCUCCCUAGUCUGUCCGUUGUGUCCUUGGGCAAGAGACUUAACCUUCCUCGCACCUAGUAUGUGUUUGUGUGUGUGUCCUCCUCUGGUGUCAUUUGUAUGUACGUCACUUGGAUAAUAGUGCCUGUUUGACGACAUUGUGAUCAUUGUAAUCUUCCUUUUAUCUAUCUGCUCUUUCUUUCCAAAUGACGUUCCUUACUUCACAUUCAGCACCAUGGAUAGCACCUUUGUUACUUUUAUUGUUCCUGACAAUUUUGAUGAUAAUUUUGAACCUUUAAAGAACAUCUUUGACCCCA
This is a messenger RNA of Xyrichtys novacula (pearly razorfish), 3022 nucleotides long. The record is from the annotation of a GenBank genome assembly. Lineage: Eukaryota; Metazoa; Chordata; Actinopteri; Labriformes; Labridae.